Colossoma macropomum (tambaqui) is the source of this 1658-nucleotide messenger RNA. RefSeq names its product regulator of G protein signaling 18 (gene rgs18). NCBI's taxonomy places the organism in Eukaryota, Metazoa, Chordata, Actinopteri, Characiformes, Serrasalmidae. The record is from RefSeq and is a predicted model, not a curated record. The transcript is spliced from 5 exons. The coding region runs from base 159 to 872 and encodes 237 amino acids.
CCUCAACAGGAAGUCACUGUUAACAGGUAUGGGAAAUGACCUCUUAACACACUUGAUGCAAAUCGCAGGGUUCAGGGUUUGGUUAAAUAAGGUUGUCCCAGUGUCCACCUUCAGAAGAGAGAAAGCCAGAGAAAGAGAGAGAGCGAGAGAGGAAGAGCAUGGAGACCUUUGUUUUUCUGUUUCCUCAAUUCAACUUCUCUGCACCCAAGGAGGAAGUGUAUUUCAAAAUGCUCGGUGAGACCGAGUUGCGCGCCUCCAGAAUGAAAGACAGCAACUCAAGAAAUAAGAACAAGGAAAAGGAAAAGGACAAAAAGAGUAGACUCAGCCUUCUGCUGGCCAAGUCUGGAUCACAUGAAAACGUCAGUCCUGAGAAAAAGCCACCAGCUAAAACCAACAACAUCCCUCCUGAGGUGGCUUUGAGAUGGAGCGAUUCCUUUGAAGAACUACUGGGUCAUCCAGAUGGGGUAGAGGCCUUCACGCAGUUCUUGCGCACCGAAUUCAGCGAGGAGAACAUUGAAUUCUGGCUGGCGUGCGAGGACUACAAGAGCACAGAGUCAGCCACCAAGCUGCAGUCCAAGGCCAAGCAGAUGUACGCCGUGUUCAUCGACAGAGAAGCCCCCAAAGAGAUUAAUAUCGACCACUCGACCAAGCAGACCAUUCAGAAGGACAUCGCCCAACCAACUCAGUCCUGUUUCGAUGCAGCGCAGAGCAAAAUCUACGCCUUGAUGAAGAAGGACUGCUACCCACGGUUUCUCACCUCCGACAUCUAUCUGACCCUGACAAAGAGGAAGGGCCCUGCAGUCAUGACCAGGAGACGAUCGCGAUCCUUUGUGUUCAGUGAACGGGGCGAGACCACGACACCCUGGUUGUAGCUUCUCAGCAAUGAUUCUGGGGCCUUGUUUAUGAAAAAAAAUUAUAUGGAUUUGAUCAUAAUAUAGUCGUAUGUGUUGAAAUUGUGUUUGUAAAAUGUGAAUUUGGCGCAAAAAUGUACAUAGAUCAAUACAAGUUGCUAACAACGCACAAAUAUUUACUUUAUGAUUGCGCAUUAGACUGUGUAAUUUGUGAAUGUUGUGUGUUUAUAUGCCAUUUUGAUCCUAAAGCUGCACUAUGUAAGAUUUAAAGCCUGAAAUUGCUAUUUAAAAGUCAGAAUUGUCUGGUCAGGAGCUUUUCAGACCACAUCAUACGAAAAAAGGUCUGCCUCAAUGUUUAGGUCUCAAAUGCAAAAUCAAAAUUAUACUAAACUGUUCUUCCAUAUGUAGUGAUGUGGCUUGCAAUUACACAUUUCCACCAGAGGGGUCUCCAAAUCCCCAAAACUUACAUAGUGCAGCUUUGAGAACAAAUUUAGAAUUCAAUUUAAUUUAAAAUCAUAAUUUUUAUAAAUAAGGCCCCUGGUUUGUGUGAUCGUACAUCGGCAGCUGUACGUCGUUCACACUCACUUGACUUGACAAACUUGCUAUGUGUGUACGUUAACAUUUGCGGCAUUAGGAUGCAUAUUCACAUUCGAAUACUAACGUUAUUCCUAAAUUAUUUUGAAAAAACUCUCCCUUUGCUCAAGAUUCCUUGCUAAGCUAUUACUAACUACAUGGUUAGAGUCUUUCCUCUGACUUGUAAAUUGUAUAUAAAACUUGUGGGAUAAAUCAUUGUAUAAUAAAAUGUAU